Messenger RNA from Eucalyptus grandis, 1144 nucleotides. RefSeq names its product EG45-like domain containing protein. Lineage: Eukaryota; Viridiplantae; Streptophyta; Magnoliopsida; Myrtales; Myrtaceae. Bases 147 to 602 code for a protein of 151 amino acids. The transcript has 2 exons. The record is from RefSeq and is a predicted model, not a curated record.
UGUAUAUUAAAUCUGUAGGGCCUAAUCUCUAUGUCGAGGUUGGUAUCUACGCUUUAUGUCACGCGACACAUAUCAUCUUAUGGAAGAGCGUUGACUUUGAUGGAAUAUAUGCACAUAAUUUCCCUCCUCCGCUCCGUCUUCCAAACAUGUUUAUCAAAAGGAGUCUCCCUGCACACCUUCAUCCAUGUCUCCUCCUCGUCUUCACCUCCGCCCUCUUGGAGAUUGCCUUCGUGGCCCGUGGCGAUGUCGGCACGGCUUCUCACUAUACCCCUCCAUACCAACCGACGGAAUGCUACGGUGGGGACCCAUCACAGUUCCCGUCGAGCAACCUGUUCGCGGCGGCGGGUGACGGGGUUUGGGACAACGGGGCGGCGUGCGGGAGGCAGUACCUGGUGCGGUGCAUCAGCGCGUCGAAGUCCGGCACCUGCAUCCCCGAACGCACUAUCCAGAUCAAGAUCGUCGACUACGCCCUCUCGUCCUCGUCUGCAGCCGUCGCCUCCAAGCAGUCCGUCACCGGCGCCACCUUGGUCCUGUCUCAGACCGCGUUCGGAGCCAUUGCCAAUUCCUCCGUGGAUUCUAUCAACGUCGAGUUCCAACAGUAAGUAACUCCAGUUUCCCCCUUUCUCCGUACUUUCUGUGAAUCUCGUGCUAGUUAGUUGGACCCCAUUUUUGGAGCUUACGAAUUAUUUUCCGCCCUUUUUUUCGCCGUCAUAUGGUAGAAUUCUUGCGACAAACUCGGAAUUCGGAUGCUUCCGUAAAGGAAUCGCAGUAAUUCAGGGUAUAAGAACUUCCAAUGAUCAACCUAUCUUGCUAAACUCCAGCUGCGGUUGCAAUCACAAUACAUCGAACCAAAACUUUAAUUUAAAUAGCAGCGGUAAUGCGACAAUCAUGUUAGACAAUUCGUGUCGUCGGUCAAACCAAAAACUAAGUUCGUCGCAAUUCUUAUAUGUUUACAACGGGCGUAUUUUGUAAUUCAAAAACAAUGAGCGUAUCAAGCUGCGACGCCGGCGUUCGCAUUAAUUGUCGAUUAAAAUAAGGUGGCAUUGAAGCAAAUUUCAAAAUGGAUGCGGCCUAAUCCGCCGACGAUUUCAAUAUCAGCACGUUGACUUCGAUAUGGUAAAGUUUUCAAAUCAUAUCUUCUUCU